GGUAAUGAGGAGCACUGGGGUCAGCCUACCCUGGAGAUGCUGAAGAGAAGGGACAUUCUGGCUAUUGUACUGAUCGUUCUGCCCUGGACUUUGCUCAUCACAGUAUGGCACCACAGUACUCUGUCCCCGUUGCUCACUGCACACAAGGAGGACGGGACUGAUGGCCGGAGGGAUGCCAAUCCAGGCUCAGAUUCCAGGGAAUACUGUUCCUCAGAGAGAGAUAUAGUAGAAGUUGUCAGGACUGAGUAUGUAUAUACACGGCCCCCACCUUGGAUGGGUAACCUCCCAACCAUCCACGUCAUCACCCCCACCUACAGCAGACCGGUGCAGAAGGCCGAACUGACCCGCCUGGCCAACACCUUACUGCAUGUCCCCAACCUGCACUGGAUCCUGGUGGAGGACUCUCAGCGGCGCACCCCUCUGGUCACCCGGAUGCUGCAGGACUCUGGUCUUAAUUACACCCACCUUAACGUGGAGACCCCACGUAAUUAUAAACUAAGAGGGGACACCAGGGACCCCAGAAUACCCCGCGGGACUAUGCAGAGAAACCUGGCCUUACGGUGGCUUAGAGAGACAUUUAAAAAAAACAACAGCUUGCCCGGAGUUGUGUAUUUUGCAGAUGAUGACAACACUUACAGUCUGGACCUAUUCGAAGAG
Messenger RNA from Staurois parvus, 657 nucleotides. The record is from the annotation of a GenBank genome assembly. Lineage: Eukaryota; Metazoa; Chordata; Amphibia; Anura; Ranidae.